AUUUAACAGAAAGCGGGAAAUUGUAAUGACAUCAAUUAAAAACAUUAAGAAAGGUUUUUUUAUUACGCGAAAUAUUAAAUUGGGUGUGGAAUUUCUGGGAUACCUUCACCUUCAAUUGUCGUUUAUUGACAUAUGGUAAAAGCCAAUAGCGUGAACAGUUUUGCGCAAAUUUCAAGUGAUCAAUAUGGGUCAAAUCAUUUGCUAGGGAGAUCAAGAAUCUAGUAUUGAAAGUUCUUUAAUGAAGGUCACGCCGACAGUAUUUUUAACACACACUCUAAAUCAAUGAAUUGGCCGAAUAGUCGACUCCUUAUGACAGCAGGCACCUUAUGCAAAAACUGAGCAGCAAAAUAAGAAAAUAAUUGAGACAAGACUGGCGGCAAACUACGUACAAAUCCUUCAUGAAUAGCUCAGUGGGUAAUGGCCGUUUUGGCAGUCCCGACUACAUGAUUCUAUUCUUCAUUUGGGAAAGAAAAUUCACAGUAAACUUAGAAAGAGAUGGUUGCUGUAAAGUAAGUAAAUAGUAGCUGCUCGCAACAAAUUAAACAUUUAUGAGGAUGGCUCGAAAAUGGAAGACGGAGUGGUUGGGAAAUAUACUAUCCGGAGUUAAGCACAAUGCAGCUUUUUAAAUUGUCGAAAUAAUACAGUAUAUUUUAAGCUAAUGUUUUAGCUAUUGGAAACGCCGCGGAGCUAGCCUCUAACACAUCAUUAGGUAAUUCUAGUGAUGAUGUAUAGGUGGACAGCUAAGUAGCAAACAAGGUAAUUACAUUGUUUCUCAUAUCAGCCAAGAGUGCCUUGGUAAGCAAGGCAGCAGCGGACAGGGUCGCCAACAACAAGCGGCUUAACUUCUUCUGGGUACAAGCUCACAAAGGCACUGAAGGUAAUAAGAUAGUGUGCGAGCUUGCCAAGAGUGGUGUACGGCUGUCAUCCGGAAACGUGACAGACAUUGGUAAAUCGAUGCAUUGUCGGUACGACAAUCUAGGCAGGAUCAUGACAAGGAAGGUCAAAACGCGAUAGAAUAACUUACCCGGCUGUAAAACUGCAAAAGUCAUGUGUAAAGAUAGAUCAGAAAUAUCCGAAGUUCCUACUGCACAUUUUGUGCACUUGUCCCGCAUUGGUUUUGACACUGAAACAAACCUUAACAUCUUACCUAUAAAGUUAAUUUGAAAGAAUGGAAAGCUCCCUGAGGCAAUAGGUGAUCUAAAUUUCGUUUCCUCAACAUAUUUUAAGCUUUAUUUUUAUAUGUAUGCCAAACGGCUAUUGAACGCAUAGAAAGCAGAAAAGAGUGAAACUUUUAUCGUGAGAAAACUGAAAGAAGUGUCGGGGGAAAGUGACAUUGGUUCAAACCUUGGUCAAAGAAAAUAAUCUGUAAAUAUUGUGAAGGAAAUAGCUUCUUACAAAAUCCAUCAUAAAUCAGGAUUGCUCAUUGGUUCGUAGAUCAAAAGCUUAGGUGACUUAACUAGCUGGUCGGGUUGCUAAAAGAUGCAAUAUACUUGUAGCAAGGUUUAACAAGACUCAAUAUUAUCUAAUGGCUGCUGGAGCACCAUUUACCAUCUGUAUAGUUGAAGAAGACGGAGUGAGAGCGCAGACGUAAACAUAUUUGUUAGCUGAAUCAUUUUUUUUUUUGCAAAUGACCUGCUUUUUUACUUUUCUUCUAAUGAAUUACGCAUACACUGCUUGCCACUACAGUUUUUAAGAGCGCCAAGUAGUCUUAGAAAUUAAGAGACACCGUUGGUAGUACCAAAGAGCAUAAGCUGUGCGAUUUCUUAACUUCUACCUAUUAAGCAAUCACUCCGCAGCGCAGCCGUGUGAAAAGGUAAGAGCGAAAGUAAAAAAAAUUAACAAAAAUUAUUCGGAGAGUCAAAACGCAAAGGAAUUACGUAUUUACACAGGUAAAGCGCAUUAUAUACAUACAUACAUGUAUUUACGUUGCAGCAAUACCAACUCAUGAUGAAAUAGGCAUCGCAAUUAGCGACUAUCUAGUCAAUGUCCUCUAGCAAGCGUUAAAAAUUGUGCGAAAAAAAACGAGUAAAACCGGAAGAUUGAGAAUGCUGACGAUAAGCAGCAAACUGCGCUAGGAACCAAGAUAAGCCAACCAACAACCAAUAGUACUCGCAUGCCGUGGUGCUCGCCAUUUACCAAAUGCGCGAUACGCCUGGAUCCAACAAUCAGUUGCUCACGAGCUGUGAACAAAGUGUAUUCGUUAUAUUUUUUAGCUGCGCAAAACAACACUUGAAUUGACGUAUUUCCAAAAUAAUACAUAACUAAAUGUUUAAAGGCAAAUUUACAGACAAGAAAAAAAGCAAAACAAAAAUCAUAAAAUUUUGAAGAUAAUAAAAUAAAAAUUUGCGUAUAGAAGUGUCAAAUAAAGUCAAAUAAACUAAAAUAAUUGCUCAUUACAUUUUAUUGUGUGUGUGAGUGUGUAUAAAUAUUCCUCUAUUUUCUAUUUCAUCGCCCAUAAAUUGUGCACAGACAUUAAUCGUCUAUAAAUAUAUAUUGUAAAUAAAAAUAAAAAAACUUCAAAUUAACAACAACAACUUAUUAUUGCGGCUAUAAUAGCAGCCUUUUUCCGUGAAUUAUUAAAAUUAUACCCACAUACAAACCAUACACACGCACACAGCUGUUGUGUUCCCAACUCGCUUCGUAAAUUACAUGCCAAAUAACGUGCACAAACAAGUAUAUUUUAAAACGAAGAAAAUAUAAAUUACUUGCAUUGUGUGUUAUAAAGGUGAUUUGUUGUUUUUGUGUGUUUUUAUUUUUUUAAUCCAGCGCAGUUACCAAGGUGUCAAACGUAACACUGUAUAACACCGGGGAAAUAGCAGUGCCAAUUCUCAAUGUCGAACCUACAAACGGCUUCUCUAGAAGAAAUUCGCGAAUUUGCUUCGCGCCUGUGUCGCGACUACUUGACUGGCCGCUGGAAAACGAUCAGCCCGGCUGAUAUCAUUGUCAAAAAGAUUAAUGGCGGCUUGUCGAACUUUCUGUAUUAUGUAAGUUUACCGACGACUGACAAUAACUCACAGUUUAUCACACAAAAUUCCACAGCACCACAAGGCAGUGAGGACUAUCUUCGAUUAAACGGUGAUAGUAGCGACUUCUUAACCAGUGAAAACAAUAAUGAGGAACCUUUAGUGGUUCGACGAAAGUCGAAUAGUGAACCAAAUGAGGUUUUACUGCGCAUAUAUGGCGAGGUACAUGGCGAGGAGGAUGAUGCUUUGGGUGGCAUUAUCACCGAAUCCGUUGUCUUCGCAUUACUGAGCGAAAGGAAUUUCGGUCCAAAAUUAUAUGGCAUAUUCCCUGGCGGCCGUCUCGAGCAAUACUUAAAUGCUCGCGCUCUACUUACAUGCGAAUUAGCGAUACCGAAAAUUUCAAAGAAAAUUGCCGAGAAAAUGGCCGAAAUACACACCUUAGAUAUACCAAUGUCAAAAGAGCCAGAAUGGCUCUGGAAUUGCAUUGACCGUUGGCUCAAAACGUUAACUGGCAUUUUGUCACGAACAGACUGGGGUGAUAAAACACCAUUGGUGGAUGUGGUGCGCAAUUUCGAUUUCCGCAAAGAAAAGGCCUGGCUGCAAUCUGUCAUCAAUGAGGGCAACUACAAAGUUGUUUUCUGUCACAAUGAUAUGCAAGAGGGCAACAUACUUUACUCCAAUUCUAGCAACAGCGAUAAGACAAGUGGAGCGAGUGACUGUCCGAUAAGCGCUGAAGAUGAGCUACAAAUCCCGUACACACAAAUCCGUAAUGACGAUGAAUCAGAUUUACAAAUUAUAGACUUCGAAUAUUGCGCUUACAAUUAUCGCGGUUUCGAUCUUGCCAAUCAUUUUAUAGAAUGGACCUUCGACUAUAGUAACCCAGCGUCGCCGUAUUAUUACCACCUCAAACAACAUUAUCCCACCACAGAACAACGUCAGCGCUUCUAUAGCUCAUAUCUCCGUAAGUUGCAUGAGGAUUCGCCGGGUUAUACGCCGACAGCGCGGGAACUCAGUGAAAUGGAUGCUGAAGUGCGUGUCUUUUCCAUGUUUUCACAUCUCUUCUGGAGUGUAUGGAGUGCGGUGAUGACGCUGGCCACCAUCGAGUUCGGUUACUGGGAGUACGGCGUCGCGCGUAUACGUGAAUAUCAGCUACUGAAAGAAACUUAUGAGCGUGAGAACGCCAAGAAAUCGUGAUAAUUGUUCAGUUUUAAGUUUUACAUAUUCUUUGUUUGUCAAGUAGCGCUCAGUUCGAGUAUAAGACAUAACUCUAAGUGGUGUUGUGGCGCCUUUUGUGCUGUUAUUCGCUUGAAUUGUACUUACGAAUUUAGAUAUCGGUACUAAUUGUGACUAAAUUUUUAAUGCAUAUAUAUUUUUUUAAGCGAAAACAUGGUUAUAAAUGACAUAUAUAUGUAUAUUUUUCUAAGUCAAAACAUACACACAUACAUUCAUGCAUACAUGAACAGAAUUUCCUUAUACAUUUACAAAAAUACAAAUAAACAAAUUAUAAGUAUACAGAAA
Messenger RNA from Bactrocera oleae (olive fruit fly), 4481 nucleotides. The record is from RefSeq and is a predicted model, not a curated record. Lineage: Eukaryota; Metazoa; Arthropoda; Insecta; Diptera; Tephritidae.